UUAUCUUCUUGCUUAAAGAUUUUUUAAUCAUCAUAUUUGAAGCCCUUUAAGUUGAUGCGUUGAUUUCAUUUUUUUCUGAAUAACCCUCUGGAUUAACUCGUGUACUACACAGAUGUAUGAAAAAUAGAUCAAAUGUUUCCCUAGUUCCCCUUUCACACCUCUUUGCCCUACUCAUCGCACGAUUUAAACCCUUAUAUAAAGAUUUAGACAAUUCUGAGCAAGGAGAGAACCAGAGUGGUGGCGGCGGCUCUUGCUCAGCAAGUGUGCGUGCACAGCGUACUAAAGGUUUUGGGGGAAAUUUUGUUUUUAUUUGCUCGUUGCAGUUUGGAAAGCACGAUAAUUCCUCACGUCCGCACCUUCAAGAAGGGUUGAAGGAGGAUUGGGGCUAAGGUUCGCAGCGAUGGCUGAACAGACGGAGAAAGCUUUUUUGAAGCAGCCUAAAGUUUUCCUCUGUUCUAAGAAGUCUGGGAAAGGGAAGAGGCCCGGUAAAGGAGGCAAUAGGUUCUUUAAGAAUAUUGGACUUGGCUUUAAAACUCCUAAAGAAGCCGUUCAAGGGACAUACAUUGACAAAAAAUGCCCAUUCACUGGAAAUGUGUCAAUCAGAGGUCGUAUUCUAACUGGAACAUGCCACAGUGCAAAAAUGAAUCGCACAAUCAUUGUUCGCCGCAAUUACCUCCAUUUUGUCAAGAAGUAUCAAAGGUAUGAGAAGAGGCAUUCAAACAUACCAGCGCAUAUUUCACCUUGUUUCCGUGUGAAGGAAGGGGAUCAUGUUAUAGUUGGGCAGUGCAGACCUUUGUCCAAGACUGUUAGAUUCAAUGUCUUGAAGGUGAUACCAGCAGGUUCUAGCAGUGGGUCAGCGAAGAAAGGUUUCGCAGCAAUCUGAUUAUACCUAUAUAAAACUAUGGCUUACUUUAUGAUUUUGUUAAGUAGCACUAAGAAAUGCUUUAUGGCAGUCUUUUGGGGAGAGAAAUAUUUGAUUCUAGUUUGUUGAAUAUUUUCUUGUUUAAUUUGAAAUCAUUUUUGAAA
This is a messenger RNA of Cryptomeria japonica (Japanese cedar), 1026 nucleotides long. RefSeq names its product small ribosomal subunit protein uS17. Gene Ontology annotation, molecular function: structural constituent of ribosome. The coding region runs from base 401 to 883 and encodes 160 amino acids. Gene Ontology annotation, cellular component: ribosome; cytosolic small ribosomal subunit. Lineage: Eukaryota; Viridiplantae; Streptophyta; Pinopsida; Cupressales; Cupressaceae. The record is from RefSeq and is a predicted model, not a curated record. The transcript has 8 exons. Gene Ontology annotation, biological process: translation.